UGAUGUUCAUGAAGGUUGAGGAAUAUUUAGUUGGAGACUCUUCCUACAUUAGAAGAACUGGGGAGACCAGACCAGCCUCCCUCAGAGGAGCAGAAGCAGCGGGUGUGGAAGGAAGGCAGCCGGAAGGCAAAGGGAGUGAUGAGCUCCUUUGUGGAUGCUUCAGGAGUUCUGUCACUACAAAGGUCAUUGGUCCAAACACCUUCAUACUUUCUAUUGGCGUUCUGAAAGAUUUGCUCAUCCAGCCAGACCUCUUCCAGGAAGCUUUCCCAUGGAAUCUUGGAAACAUGAGGAAGGUGCUGGGAGUGUUGCCUCUGUCACCUGCCCUGAUUGUGAAAACAGCAGCAUGCUUGGGCUGUGCAUCACAGCCCUGCCAAGGAUAAAAGGGCUGCUGCCCUGUGCCAUACAACCACAGCCUCUUCAGCACAGCCUUCUCCUCCAGACUUUGCUGUAUCCGGCUGACUGACUCCUGCCAAGAUGUCCUGCCAGCAGAACCAGAAGCAGUGCCAGCCUCCUCCCAAGUGCCCCUCCCCCAAGUGCCCCCCAAAGAGCACAGCACAGUGUCUGCCUGCAGCCUCCUCCUGCUGUGCCACAAGCUCUGGGGGCUGCAGUGUCCCCAGCUCUGAGGGAGGCUGCUUCCUGAGCCACCACAGGCGCAGGUCCCACAGAUGCAGGCGCAGGAGCUCCAGUUCCUGUGACCGGGGCAGUGGCCAGCAGUCGGGGGGCUCAGGCUGUGGCCACAGCUCUGGAGGCUGCUGCUGA
Molecule: messenger RNA, 759 nt
Organism: Peromyscus eremicus (cactus mouse)
Lineage: Eukaryota; Metazoa; Chordata; Mammalia; Rodentia; Cricetidae
Product: late cornified envelope protein 3D-like
Exons: 3
Coding region: 475-759 (94 amino acids)
Biological process (GO): epidermis development
Source: RefSeq, a predicted model, not a curated record